AUGACAGAGCAAAAACGUGUAGUUUUACUGACUGAAGCAAAUAAAGAUAUUGGUAUAUUUAUUAAUAAUGCUGCAAUCGCAGCAAGAGAUAAUUCGAUUGAAGGGACACGCACAACGUUUGCCACUAAUUAUUAUGGUGUUAUAAUGCUUAAUGAACAUUUGAUUCCUCUAUUACGUGAGCAUGACCGUGUCGCUAAUGUCGCUAGCACUGUUGGUCCAAUGGUAUCAUAUCUUUUUUCGAAAGAACUUCAAGAAAAAUACACGUCACCAACAUUAACGACACAAGAACUUGAGCAUCUUGUUCAGGAUUUUCUUUCAGCAUGUGAAUCUUACGAUCUGGAACGUAUCGGGUAUUCUUCUGAGAUACCUUAUCCAGCAUAUACUGUUUCCAAAGCUGCUUUGAUUGCUCUUUUCUCAAUUCAAGCACGUGAAUAUUGUAAUGACAAAAAUAUAUCCAUUUAUGCUGUAUGUCCUGGCUUUUGUGCCACGGAUCUUAAUGAUAAAGCUGCAGGCGGUUGGUCACUAGCAAUUGGUGCUGAUUCUAUUCUGUAUGUGAUUAACACACCAACAAAUGAAUUAGAAAAUGGUGCGUUCUAUCAAGAUGAUAAAAAACUUCCACGAAUCUGUGAAAAUGAAACUCAAGUAAAAGCAUUUGUCGAACACUCUAAGACAAUAUUCAAACCAAAACAAUAA
Didymodactylos carnosus is the source of this 693-nucleotide messenger RNA. Lineage: Eukaryota; Metazoa; Rotifera; Eurotatoria; Philodinida; Philodinidae. The record is from the annotation of a GenBank genome assembly.